Messenger RNA from Acanthochromis polyacanthus (spiny chromis), 2402 nucleotides. It is a transcript of the gene cox15, whose product is annotated as cytochrome c oxidase assembly protein COX15 homolog. NCBI's taxonomy places the organism in Eukaryota, Metazoa, Chordata, Actinopteri, Pomacentridae. Bases 146 to 1369 code for a protein of 407 amino acids. The record is from RefSeq and is a predicted model, not a curated record. Gene Ontology annotation, molecular function: oxidoreductase activity, acting on NAD(P)H, heme protein as acceptor. Gene Ontology annotation, biological process: heme A biosynthetic process. The transcript has 9 exons. Gene Ontology annotation, cellular component: mitochondrial inner membrane.
UUAAAACCACAGAAGAAGAAUACAACGCCAAUGAAGAAGAAGACUUACCAAACCAGCCGACUGACAGCCUUCAAGUAACCAAGCUCCGUGUUUUACGGCAGCACUGCUGGACCUCCUCGCCACUGGCAGGCAUUAGUGCACAAUCAUGUUGCUCUCUUCACUGCGGACGACUGUUUUUUGCGGUUGCAGGAGCAGCGCCAAGGGGUUUCAGCACAGCAGCCGGAGUCCACAGCUACGACAAUGGCUUGUGAAGAGAGGUCAGAGCACCGUCACAGCGGAGGCAGGAGCCUCCUCUACUCCAGCAGCAGCUGCUGUCCCAAACGCAGCCACAAAUCGCAUAGUGGGUCGCUGGUUACUCGGUUGCAGUGGACUGGUGGUUGGAGCCAUUGUCUUGGGUGGUGUCACAAGGCUAACAGAAUCUGGGCUUUCUAUGGUUGACUGGCAUCUGGUGAGAGAGAUGAAGCCUCCUCAAACACAAGCAGAGUGGGAGGCAGAGUUUUCCAAGUACCAGCAGUUUCCAGAAUUCAAAAUAAUGAACCACGAUAUGACUCUGCCAGAGUUUAAGUUUAUCUUCUUCAUGGAGUGGGGACACCGUAUGUGGGGCAGGCUGGUUGGACUGGCAUACAUCCUCCCCACUAUUUACUUCUGGAGGAAAGGAUACUUUACCCGUUCCAUGAAGGGAAAAGUGCUGGGGCUUUGUGGAUUUGUCUUCUUCCAGGGCCUUCUGGGGUGGUACAUGGUAAAAAGCGGGUUGGAGGAGAAGCCUGAGUCUUAUGACGUCCCUCGAGUCAGCCAGUAUCGCCUAAGUGCUCACCUUGGUUCUGCCUUGUUGCUGUACUGUGCCAGUCUCUGGACAGGGCUCACUCUGAUGCUGCCAGCUCACAAGAUGGCAGAAACCAAACGUCUCAUGCAGCUGAGGAGGUUUGCCAAGGGUACUGGUGGCCUCGUCUUCCUUACUGCCCUUUCAGGUGCUUUUGUUGCUGGUUUGGAUGCUGGGCUGGUGUAUAACUCCUUCCCUAAGAUGGGAGAACGAUGGAUUCCCGAUGAUCUGCUGGCCUUCUCUCCUACACUCAAGAACUUCUUUGAAAAUCCAACAACUGUACAGUUCGACCACAGAAUUUUAGCCAUCAGUUCUCUGACUGCGAUUACAGGCCUCUAUAUGUUCUCAAGGAGGAUGAUGCUGCCCAGGAGAGCUAAGAUCGCCAUCAGUCUUCUUGCAGCAAUGGCCUAUGGACAGGUUGCCCUUGGUAUCAGCACCCUGCUACUCUAUGUCCCCACUCCACUGGCAGCAACUCACCAGUCUGGCUCUGUGGCUCUUCUCUCACUGGCCAUUUGGGUUCUGGCAGAGCUCCGCAAAAUGCCCAAGUAAAUGCCUACUCCAUUAUGGACAAAUUUAAUCCCACACAGCAAGAAUGCAACAGUCAGCAGUGACACUUUGAGCGCUGGAUUCAGAACACUGGACUUUUGUGUACAUGCUGAAGCAUCCGUGGUGUCACUUUGCAAAGUAAUCUUCAUCACGCUGUUAUCAAAGCAGGAGCUUUUUUUUGAUUGUUGUUGAUUUAAGCAUUACAGGAAUACGUUAAGGCUUAUGUGUGUGUUUGGUUAUUUCAGGAAUUAAACAAAGAAAUGCAAAGCAAAGAGAAGCUAAUUAGGGGUCGACCAAUACGAUGCGACACAUUUGCAGUGAAAAUAUAAAUGUUGAUAUACAAAUUUAGAAUGCCACAAACUCCAACUUAAAUUGCUGUCGAAAUGCAGUCCUUUGUUUUACAUUUGUUUACCAAAAGGAGAACCUUUCAGCAUGUUUUUAUUCUUCAGUGUUGAUAGGCUGUGAUGCAUAGCCAAUCAGGUAAUGCUGUGGAGAGGACUUUGCUCAAGGCCACAGAGUGGUGACUGCAGAUAGUCAAGAUAACCCAUUUCAAUUAGCUUAAUUUUGUACGAAAAUGGUUUUUAGAAAGAAAAGAAAAUUGGAAAAAUGCUAAAUAUUGGAUUCGAUAAUUGGACAAACCAAUAAUCAGUCGACCCCUGAAGCAAAUUUUCACUUUCAGUCCAGCUUUCAUGACUUUACAAGAUUUCCAGUGAAGAGUUAAUUAUACAUUUGCUUUGCAGGCAGCUGUAAUGUGUAUUAGUGUUUCUGUUGAUAUGCAGUUUUAACAGGAUGUUGGAAGGAAAAUUUGGCUAUUAAAUGGUCACUUGUUGCCUUAUAUCAGGACAUACACUGCCUAAAGUUGAGGCAAAUAAGGCUCCUGGGAUUACAUGUAUAAUUAUGUAUAUUUAAAUUAUGAACAAUGUCUUGAUAAGUUAUAAUGUAAAUAUAUGGAAACUGACUGAUACUUUGUAUUUUAUCUUGCUGAAAGGAGUCUUAUUUCAUUAAAGGCUAUUAUGUAUAGUGUUUUAAAUUCAAA